AUGACCGGUUACAGCUUGGCGCAAGUUUUGGCAGAAGCCAGUCGUUCUGUUGUUUCAAGAAACAACGUUUUCUAUACAACUCCAUCCAAAUCUGAAAACUCCGGUAUUUCCUUGGAACUUUCCAAAACCGAUGCAAUCAGGUUGCUUAACAGUAAUGACCCAUUCGCAACUAUCUCUGAAGCUGCUUCCAAAGAUGUAUUUACUACAGUUUUUACAGAUGAUUCAACAUUGCUGAAGGCUCUUCCUUACCUAUACAGCUUGAAAUCUCUUCCGGUUGUUAUCAACGUGGAGUUGACAUUGCAAGAUUUUUCAAUUAUUCCUGCUUUGAAAGAUUUGGAUUAUGUUAGUUUUGUCUCCAACAGUUUUGCUGAUGCUAAGGCUGCUGCGGAGGUUUCAUACAAGGUAGCUUCUACCUUAUUACAGCCUGUGCUACAUUUUAUCAGUGUUCCUUAUCACGUCGAAGGAAUCGCUGAAUUAUCCUUUCAAAAAGCUGAAUUUACAGAAGAUGAAGAAGCUGAAUCAGAAAGACUUGAAGAUUUGCUCACCGUUGAAAAAUACAAUUUCUAUUCUCAUAACAAGCUGCCUUCUACAGUCGUGAUAAAUUUAUCGCCAUAUGCCCAAGAAUUCUCGGAGUCACUACCAAAGGAUACAGCAUUGAUAGAUCUCAAGGUCUACAGACCUUUCGAUUUGACUUCUCUUCUUGCAGAGAUCCCAACAUCUGUUAAAGAUAUUGUUAUUGUUCAAAAAUCUAACAGCAAGCCGGAGAAUACCAAUGGAUUCGAACCAAUCCAACUAGAUUUUUUCUCUGAUUUUAAUUUACUUGUUGAAAGAGAGAUCAAGCAAAUCGUUGUCUCUAACGUUGGGGAAAUCACCGAUUUUUCCAAAACUCUGCAACAGUUAAUUUCCAACAUCAAGUCAGACUCUCCCGAUCUCUCUUUAUACCUAGGAGAACGUGUUGAAACUGAAGCUACACAAGGUUUAUCAAUCUCAAUUGCAGGUGCUCUUUCACUGGAAUUCGCUUAUGAAAAGGUCUUAAACCAACUCUUCAAAUCGAACUUAGAUGUAUUGAACAAAUACGACAACGAAAGUGUCAAUGUCACCAACCCAGAAUAUGGAUUUGGUCUAUUUUUGAAGCAAAAGCAAGAACGUGAUUCCUUGAUUUCAUUGGCCAAUAAAUCAUUGAAUGCUUCAGAAUAUACUUCAAGUGAUGGUCAGAAAAUUGUUGAACUUCUUGAUCAAUGGAUUAAGUUGAAUAAUGUUGCUCUAGAAGAGUCCACGAUUGAAAAGGGAAACAAAGUUGCAGAAGAGCUAUUCGAGUUACUACAAAACAACGAUCAUUCAUCUACUGCUCUCUCUCUAUUGAAAAAAAUUGGAUCAGUGGAGGCGUUGAAAUUUAAGUCUUCAUGGCUUGUCGGAUCAGAUGCUUGGUCUUACGAUCUCGGUCAGUCUGGUGUCCACCAUGUGCUCGCUUCUAAUGAGAAUAUCAACAUUCUAAUCAUCGAUUCCGAUCCAUAUGAUAAAGUAAAAGCCUCUGAGAUUAAAUCUAGAAAGAAAGACGUUGGUCUCUACGCUAUGAACUUUGGUAACGCUUACGUCGCAUCUGUUGCUGUUUAUUCAUCAUACACACAGCUACUUACAUCAUUUGUCGAAGCUUCUAAAUUUGUUGGACCAUCAAUCAUUCUAGCGUACUUGCCAUACAACUCAGAAAGAGACACUCCACUAGAAGUUUUAAAAGAAACCAAAAUUGGUGUCGAAAGUGGUUACUGGCCUUUAUACAGGUUUAACCCUUACGAAGAACGCGACGACCAAGUUUUCAAAUUGGACUCCUCUGUUAUCAAACAACAACUGAAGGACUUUUUAGACCGAGAGAAUAAGCUCACUCUUCUAGCUCAAAAGUCCCCAGAGCUUGCCAGAAAUUUGAAGCAUUCCGCCUCAGAUGCGAUUCAAUUGAAACAAGACAGAAGGGCUAAAGCAGCAUUCGAUCAACUCUUAGAAGGUCUCUCUGGCCCUCCUCUUCACAUUUAUCAUGCUUCUGACGGUGGCAAUGCAGCUAAUUUAGCAAAAAGAUUGGGUACAAGGGCAUCUGCUAGAGGUCUAAAAACUAUUGUACUAUCAAUGGAAGACAUUGUUCUAGAAGAGUUACCAGGUGAAGAGAAUGUUGUAUUUAUAACGUCAACUGCUGGUCAAGGUGAAUUCCCUCAAGAUGGUAAGGCAUUUUGGGAUGCUCUGAAGUCUUCUACUGACCUCGAUUUAGCUUCUUUGAAUUUCUCCGUGUUUGGUUUAGGUGACUCUGCAUACUGGCCACGUAAGGAAGACGCCCAUUACUACAACAAACCCGCUAAGGAUUUGUUCAAGAGAUUAGAAUUGCUUUCUGGUCAAGAACUAGUUUCUUUGGGAUUGGGUGAUGACCAGGAUGCCGAUGGUUAUCAAACAGGCUAUGCUGUGUGGGAAGCUCAGCUCUGGGAGAAACUUGGUGUUUCCGGUGCAACUGUCCCUGAUGAACCAAAGCCGAUCACCAAUGAAGAUAUCAAAAUUGCUUCCAAUUUCCUCAGAGAUACAAUUGUGGAAGGGCUACAAGAUGAAUCAACUGGUGCAAUUUCUGCGUGGGAUCAGCAAUUAACCAAGUUCCAUGGUAUCUAUAUGCAAGAUGAUCGUGAUAUAAGAGACACUAGGAAGAGUCAAGGUCUUGAACCUUAUUACAUUUUCAUGUCAAGAGUUAGAUUACCAGGUGGAAAGGCCAAUCCAGAUCAAUGGUUGAUUCUUGAUCACUUAGCAGACAAAACUGGUAACGGUACAGUUAAAAUUACCACCAGAGCAACUUUCCAAUUGCAUGGUGUUGUUAAGCACAAUUUAAAGCACACUAUCAGAGCUAUGAAUUCCACCUUGAUGGACACUUUAGCGGCGUGUGGUGAUGUUAACAGAAAUGUCAUGCUUUCUGCUUUGCCUGCUAAUGCCACGGUUCACAAACAAAUUGCAGACGUUGGUACAUAUCUUUCUGAACGUUUCUUGCCUCAAACAACGGCGUAUCACGAAAUUUGGUUAGAGGGUCCAGACAAGGAUGAUGAAGAUCCUUCUUGGCCAGAGACCUACGAGAAAAGACAAGAAGGUCCUAUAAAGAAGAAGAAAACUCUUGUUGCCGGUAAUGCAUUAGUUGAUGCGGAACCAGUCUAUGGUCCAACAUACUUACCAAGAAAGUUCAAGAUCAAUAUUACUGUUCCACCUUUCAAUGAUGUCGAUGUGUGGUCCAGUGACGUUGGUUUGAUUGCUAUAAUUGAUGAACCAACUCAAACUCUAACAGGUUUCAAUCUCUAUGUUGGUGGUGGUAUGGGGAGUACCCACAACAACAAAAAGACAUACCCAAGAACAGGUUCGUUGUUCGGGUAUGUCUCCGUAGCAGAUGUGGGAGAUGCCAUUGAAAAGGUGAUGAUUGUUCAAAGAGAUCAUGGUGAUCGUACCAACCGUAAGCACGCUCGUUUAAAGUACACUGUUGAUGAUUUGACCAUUGAAGGUUACAAGCAGAAGGUCGAAGAACUAUGGGGCAAGAAGUUUGAACCUGCUGCUGCGUAUGAGAUCAAAUCAAACAUUGAUUACUUCGGUUGGGUAAAGGAUGAAACUGGACUAAAUCAUUUCACUGCCUUCAUUGAAAAUGGUAGAGUGGAAGAUACAGUAGAGCUGCCUCAGUAA
Molecule: messenger RNA, 3684 nt
Organism: Kluyveromyces lactis
Lineage: Eukaryota; Fungi; Ascomycota; Saccharomycetes; Saccharomycetales; Saccharomycetaceae
Gene: MET5
Product: sulfite reductase (NADPH) subunit beta
Exons: 1
Coding region: 1-3684 (1227 amino acids)
Biological process (GO): sulfate assimilation
Cellular component (GO): sulfite reductase complex (NADPH)
Molecular function (GO): FMN binding; heme binding; sulfite reductase (ferredoxin) activity
Source: RefSeq, a predicted model, not a curated record